AAAUAUAUUGAUCGAUCGACGGUGGAAAAACGCCGUGCUGGUGGCGGAGUGAUGUCUACCGUCCUCUGUAGUCUUCACAGUCGCGAUUAGAACACGAUUUUGCUUCAAUAUUCAUCUCUAUUGACAACCGUUAUUAUAGAUUAAAGUAUCUAAACAAUUUCGGAUUCGUUAACGCUCAAACCAGAAGAAGUUUCUCCAUCAUCCGAAUGAAGUUUCACUGUUCCGAUCAGCAAUGAGAAUUUUAGAAAUUAUGUUUCUCCGGUAUUCCGUAAUUUCACUCUAGUCAUCAUAAUUAGGAUGGAAGAGCUAGGGCUUGGGCUUGUAUCGCUACUACGGAUAGCGUGGAUCGCUGCUACGUUGCCGAUUCUUGUUGCAUGGUUGCCGUUGCCCGGGCUCGGUUGGUUUCGCAGAGCACUGUUGAGUUUUGCUAGGAGAGGGAAGAUUUUACAGUCCAAUACUAAAUUAACCGUGCCUCAAAGAUUCUUCUCUCACUUUUACGUGGUGGCCAUCUUCUGGACAACUAUCUUGCUUGCUGCAGUGUGGUAUUACGCAAUCAAGAUGCUACCAUCACUUAUUGAACAAGAUGUCUUUUCCACUAUAACCAGUCACUUGACCGGUGGUUCUCAUGCCUUCUCCUUGAAUAAAUCUCUCUCUAUGAGAGAACACGUAUAUAACGUUUGGCUGUCUGUGUUUCUACUUUUGCUAAUGGAAGCUCAAGUUCUGAGACGCUUCUAUGAAACAAUCUACGUUUUCGACUACAGUCCAUCAGCUCGAAUGCACAUCUUCGGUUAUCUUGCCGGCCUAUUUUUCUAUACAGCAGCUCCUCUGUCACUAUGCUGUACUUUUGCACCUGAAGUGUUCGACUUUGUGAAGAAUCUGGUGGCGGAAUUUAUUGUGAAGGGAAAGGACCGAAUGUCGAAGCCAGAGUUUAAUAUAUGGAUGUUUGUGACUCCUUUUUUGAGGCUUCGAUGGUAUGCGUGGAUAGGUGCAGUUAUAUUCUUUUGGGGUUGGGUACAUCAGUACCGUUGUCAUGAAAUUCUUGGUUCCUUGCGAGAAAAAACCGAAAAGCUGGAGGAGUAUGUGAUCCCUUAUGGUGAUUGGUUCGAAUACGUAUCAUCUCCGCACUACUCAGCCGAAAUUGUCAUCUAUGGUGGUCUUCUGGUGGCUAGUGGUGGUGCAGAUCUCUCAUUGUGGUUGCUUUUUGCAUUCGUGGUGGCGAAUCUUGUUUUUGCAGCAACAGAAACACAAAGGUGGUACCUGCAUAAAUUUGACGAUUACCCUCCUAAUCGAUACGCUAUUUUCCCUUUUGUUUAUUAGCCAGUUUUGCAAGUAAGUUGUUUCUGUAGAGUUCUGGAGCAAAUUUGUGAAAGACUUGUUCGCAUAGGUUGCGAACUUAAAUUUUGUUUUUUUUUUCUUUUAUUUGUAAGUUGGUGGUUGAAUAAGUUACUACUUUACACUUAACAUCAGGUCAUCAACCUAUCUUCUUUCAUGUUACCUUAAGUGAAUGGCCAUGUGAAUUAGUGGCAA
Messenger RNA from Helianthus annuus (common sunflower), 1527 nucleotides. Its product is annotated as polyprenol reductase 2. The record is from RefSeq and is a predicted model, not a curated record. Gene Ontology annotation, cellular component: endoplasmic reticulum. Gene Ontology annotation, biological process: dolichol-linked oligosaccharide biosynthetic process; polyprenol catabolic process. The coding region runs from base 298 to 1317 and encodes 339 amino acids. Lineage: Eukaryota; Viridiplantae; Streptophyta; Magnoliopsida; Asterales; Asteraceae. The transcript has 7 exons. Gene Ontology annotation, molecular function: 3-oxo-5-alpha-steroid 4-dehydrogenase activity.